AUGGGGCUCUGUCUGGACACCGCAGAUGUCGGUCGCAUAGUGGCACUUGAUGAGGCCCAUAAAAUGAGCUUUGUUCCACAUACACUAGCGCUUCCCGCUGAUAAUUUGAAGGAUAUGGAUAGUUCUGUUGAGGCACGGUCUUUCACGGAAUCUCUUCUCUCUAUUGUGAGACUCCAGCGCCAUCUUGGAAUACGUAUCGUUAUUUCAACUCAGGAACCGACGAUAUCGGCCGCACUUCUUGGUCUCCGCUCCGUCACCAUUGUCCAUCGAUUUUCAUCCCCGAUAUGGCUUCACGUUUUGAAGCACCAUAUCGCGGGUGUUGUAAUAGGCGGAGACAUCUCAGGAGAGUCCACUACCAGCACAGGAUGCCAGCCUCUUUUGGAUCGAUCGCUAUUUGACAGAAUAGUUCGUCUUCGAGUGGGUGAGGUAUUGCUUUUCUCCCCAAGUGCAGUGAUCGGAACUAUUGCUUCGGAAAGCUGCAUGAAAGAGAUAGUUCAAAAGCUGGGACCUGGCUAUCUUGAAGUGAAAAUGCGAAGUCGGCUCACUGAAUAUGGUAAGAAAAGUGUUGUCUCCUCUUGA
Messenger RNA from Penicillium nucicola, 579 nucleotides. RefSeq lists its product as uncharacterized. The transcript has 2 exons. The record is from RefSeq and is a predicted model, not a curated record. Bases 1 to 579 code for a protein of 192 amino acids. Lineage: Eukaryota; Fungi; Ascomycota; Eurotiomycetes; Eurotiales; Aspergillaceae.